Messenger RNA from Suillus paluster, 387 nucleotides. RefSeq lists its product as uncharacterized. The record is from RefSeq and is a predicted model, not a curated record. The transcript has 2 exons. The coding region runs from base 1 to 387 and encodes 128 amino acids. Lineage: Eukaryota; Fungi; Basidiomycota; Agaricomycetes; Boletales; Suillaceae.
AUGGCCCACUGUGCUGUUCUGGAGAGCUUAACCGUUGCAAUCCUUCAUAAGGAAACAGUAGAUGAGCUGUCCCUGCUGUCUGACGCCAUCCGUUCAUGCAAGCACCACGUAGCUCUUCGUUGUCCAUCGCUAAACCUGGCAGCAUGGGAACAUCUCUCCGACCUCCCUACCCUUCCCAACGUGGUGAUUUAUGGGUUGGGUGGAGAAGUCAAAGUCCUUUCCCCGUCGGGCUGGCAUAAGUUCAAUUUCGCACUUUUCCUCAACAUCAAGGUUCUUUGGUUCAGAUAUGAAUGCGAUGUAAUCACGGUCAUGCGAGACUCUGAAUUCCCCUCGCUACAAGGUGCAAAGAAAUCCGCACUGUUUAUUAUAUCGAAACCCAAUCUCUGA